GAGAAGGGACAUGCAUCUCUUUUUUUUCUGUUUCAAAAAGUGAAAAUAAAUUUGAAGUAUAGAAGGUAACCGAGAUGGGGGAUAUGGAGGCUCAGAAUGCUACCUUUCAUCAGUCACAAGAACCAGAAGUUCCUGCAAUCUUUAAGAAGGCCAACCGUAUCAUUACGCUUAAGUUUGAAGACGUGGUGUACAAGAUCAAAACGCAAAAAGGAGGAUUCCUGAGUACUAGAAGGUCCUCCAAAACCGAAGAGAGAGUGAUCUUGAAAGGGGUAACAGGUGUGGUAUCACCAGGGGAGAUGUUAGCCAUGUUAGGUCCUUCAGGCAGCGGUAAAACGACCCUUUUAACUGCAUUGGGUGGCCGACUUGGUGGACACCUUGGAGGAACGAUAACAUACAAUGGCCAGCCAUUCUCCAACCCAAUGAAGAGAAACACUGGUUUUGUUACUCAAGAUGAUGUUCUCUAUCCCCACCUCACUGUCAUUGAGACCCUUGUUUUCACUGCUCUUCUACGGCUUCCCAACAGUCUUACCAGAGAAGAAAAAAUCAUGCAUGCGGAAGCGGUGAUAACUCAACUCGGCUUGUCUCGGUGCAAGAAUAGCAUAAUAGGAGGGCCAUUGUUGAGAGGCGUUUCUGGGGGAGAACGUAAAAGGGUCAGCAUUGGGCAAGAAAUGCUGAUCAACCCAAGCCUGCUAUUUCUCGAUGAGCCCACGUCAGGGCUUGACUCAACGACGGCCCAGCGAAUUGUGUCGACAUUGUGGGAGCUUGCGGAAGGUGGAAGGACAGUGGUGAUGACCAUACACCAGCCUUCAAGCAGGCUGUAUUACAUGUUUCAUAAGGUUUUGCUGUUGUCAGAGGGUAACUCUUUGUAUUUCGGAAAAGGGGCCGGAGCCAUGGAUUACUUCUCCACCAUUGGUUAUGCCCCGUCUGUCGCCAUGAACCCUUCAGACUUCCUUCUCGAUCUUGCAAACGGUGUUUAUUCGGAUGAUAGAGAGGAGGACAGAGUAGCUGUGAAGCAGGCUUUAAUCUCUGCUUACAAGAGCAACCUUUCUGACAAAUUGAAGGAAGAAUUAAAUGAAAUGAGCAAUCAGCUCUCAGAUGGCACUGGCCAUAAGCAAUUUGAUCGAUGGUGCACAACUUGGGGACAGCAGUUUUCAGUGUUGCUUCAGAGGGGACUAAAAGAGAGGAAGCAUGAGUCCUUUUCAGGCAUCAAAAUCAGUCAGGUUUUGGUUGUUGCUAUCCUUUCAGGGCUGCUAUGGUGGCAAUCCAAUGCUCACUUACAAGAUCAGAUUGGACUACUUUUCUUUUACUCUGGGUUUUGGGGCUUCUUCCCUCUCUUCCAGGCUAUAUUCACCUUCCCUCAAGAGCGCAUGAUGCUCACAAAGGAGAGAUCUUCGGGGAUGUAUAGACUUUCUUCCUACUUUAUGGCCAGGACCGUAGGCGACCUUCCCAUGGAGCUUGUUCUCCCAACCAUUUUUGUCAUCAUAACCUAUUGGAUGGCAGGAUUUAAGUCCACAGCAGGAAACUUCAUAGAGACCUUGUUGGUUUUAUUACUAAGCGUAAUGGUGACUCAAGGCAUGGGACUUGCUAUUGGUGCAUUAGUAAUGAACCUUAAAUCUGCGACGACCCUUGGAUCUGUCUUAGUGCUCACGUUUCUUCUUGCUAGUGGGUACUAUGUGCAACACGUCCCUGCCUUCAUAGCAUGGAUUAAAUACAUCUCUGUUAGCCAUUACACCUACAAGCUAUUAUUGGAAUCACAAUUUAAGUCCAGUGACACGUACCGGUGCGGUACCAACACUACCUGCUUGGUUGGUGAGUUUCCAGCCGUAAAGAUUGUAGGGCUUGAUCAGACGGCUGUCUCUAUUGUUGCCUUAUUCUUGAUGCUUAUAGGUUAUAGGCUCAUUGCAUAUGUUGCUCUCAUGAGGAUUGGAGUGCCUCGUUAGAGAUAGUAAACCCCAUACUAUAUUAAUUCAAACAUUG
Molecule: messenger RNA, 1977 nt
Organism: Telopea speciosissima
Lineage: Eukaryota; Viridiplantae; Streptophyta; Magnoliopsida; Proteales; Proteaceae
Product: ABC transporter G family member 9
Exons: 4
Coding region: 75-1940 (621 amino acids)
Cellular component (GO): membrane
Molecular function (GO): ATP hydrolysis activity; ATP binding; ABC-type transporter activity
Source: RefSeq, a predicted model, not a curated record